ACUGGACAUUUAACACGUCCAUCCCCGGAACCAAUAGAACAGACUGAAAGUACAGGUCAUGCAGGAUUUUUUUUUUUUUGCCUAGUCCUACCCUCCUCUAUGGGAAUAUAGACCACAUUUGACAAAACAUGAUAAAACGGCCUUCCGGUGGAGAUUAGAUGGAUAUGCAGAGGACACUUCACUGUUUUCUUGCACAUCGGGGAACUCUUGUGAAGAAUAUGUGACGCAAUGCCCUAUAGGAAUAUGCCCCUAUACACCAGAAAGCACAACGACGUGCCCUUUAGAUUGACCAUGCAGUGAUACAUGAUACAGAGGGCAGUUUGUUGUGUUUCCUUGCACAUAGGGGCACCUUGGUGGAGAUUAUAUGAUCUCUAUAUCAGCCCUACAUGAUGAAGUGCUUGCUAGGAUUUAUCCUGUUUAAUCCCCUCUGAUCACAGAAGAUAAAUAAAAAAGUUCCUUCCUGGCUGUAAGAACACAGAGACGUCUGCUGCUCUGAACUGAACGGAUCUCUCAGAUAACAGACUUAAAGAAACAGGAGCUCAGCAGGUGAGGAUAAAAUUACACGCGUUGACCGGAUGCUCAGAAACGCCGCUCAACUGCAUGUACACACGUGCUGCCGGUGGGAUCAGCAGGCGGACAUGGCGGAUAUGAGCUCCUUAUUCUUAUUCAUUUGGUAGAAGAAGCUUAAGGUUUGAGGAAUGUACCGGAGGCAUGGAGGCGCGUGGAGACAGCAGUCAGGGGAGCGACGAUGAUGCGCCACCGGAGGACCGUAUCAGCGUGAAGGAUGUGUCCGUGGAGGUGGCCACGGUGGACGCUAUGCUCGAUAAGCUGUGUAAGAAAUACAGCAGACGCAGGAGGAGAGCAAAGAAGGUGAAGAAAGCGAAGAAGAAGCCGCUGGUGAACCUGCAGCACCUGGUCCUGAUUAUUACAGUGGUGGUGUUUGUCAUCGUGGUGAUCAUGUGGUCACUUCUGUGGGUUUUCACAUUUCGGAGAGAAAGCAACAGCGGUGUGUACUUCGCUGGGAUGUUCCGCGUUGCCAAUGUGGAGUUCAUACCAGAGUACCGGUACGCAGACUCCACCGAAUUUGUUUCCAUGGCAAAUCAGAUCCAACAUGUGGUAAGCAAAGUUUACAGAUCGUCAUCGGUAUCGAAGCUCUACAAACACACCGUCAUCUCCGACCUGAGUAACAAUGAUAAAGGUGGUGUACUGGUGCAUUUCUGGAUGAUCUUUGUGGUGCCAAGGCUGAAGACUCCAGCGGUGUGUGAGGAGUGUGUUAGUGCGGUCCUCAGAGACUCGGUGCUCACGUCCCUGAAGAACAGAUCGUCUGUGGGCUUCCUGCUAGGGCUCCCAGUGGACAUCGACUCCAUCUACGUCAACAUUGCUCAGCGCUCAGAUUACACAUCCAUCGCUGCAGGCUCUGAGUGUGUGGAUAAGCUGUACGCAGGCCUCCCGGAUGUGAGAGUCCCUCUGAAUGUUUUUUCAUCUUGGGGGGGUCUGAGCUGCCACGUCAAGCUCACGUCUGCUCCGGGCACCAUCAUCCGGCUCACGGUGAACAGCCUGGACAUCGAGCCCAGUGACUGCAUACACGACGCGCUCAGUGUGUAUGACGCACUGCUGCCUAUGAGAGCCAAAUCCUUACACAGGUUGUGUGAGGUAGUGCGGGAUCCAGUAUCUCUCGUCUCCACCUCUAACGUCAUGCUGCUCUCCUUCAGACUCACACAAGGCAACAAGAGCUUCCGAGGAUUCUUCCAGGCUGUUCCUGAAGAGGAGUGUCUGAGUGUUAUAGAGAUUCCAGCAGCUCUCAGUGACACAGGUGAAAUGACCAGUCCGUUUUACCCCAGCCUUCUGCCCCCGCUGUGCUCCUGCACCUGGAGGUUUCAGACCCGCAGCACUUCUCUCGGCGUGGCUCUGAAGUUUCAGAACUACGUCCUGUCAUUGAAAGACCUGACUCCGUGCGAACACGGCUGGUGGAAGGUCAAUGAGAUCAUAUACUGCGGCCGCUACGUGAGUCACAUGACCGUUUUCCGCAUUCCUGAGAGAAGUGUUGAGGUGGUGUUUCGCUGCAGCUCCCGCAGCUCCGAGUUGCCAUUCACCGCCACCUACAGCAGCUUCAACAUCACUCAACCGUGUCCUGAAGGUCACUUCCUGUGUGCCACGGGGUUGUGUGUGGAAAAGGAACGGCGAUGUGAUGGUCUGGAUGACUGUCAGGAUGAGAGCGAUGAAGUUUUCUGUUCCAAACCCUUUAAGAACUGCGGCGGCCCGACUGCUCUUCAUCCUCUUUAUGUAUGCGAUGGAGAGAACGAUUGUCCUAAUGGUCGAGAUGAAACCAAUUGCACUGAAGAGACCGGCUGCUCUGAGAUGUGGUAUCGGUGCAGCAACGGAGCGUGUAUCCUAAAGAAAAAUGCAAAGUGUGACGGAUUUCACGACUGUCUCGACCACAGCGACGAGAAGGACUGCGCCUGUGGUCAGUCCAUGCCUGUUAAACGUGUGAUGGACAGCGCAGCUCCUCAGGAGCGAGUGGUGGGUGGAGUCAAUGCUGUAGAAGGGGAGUGGCCAUGGCAGGUCAGUUUGCAUUUCUCGGGUCAUCUGUACUGCGGUGCCUCGGUUAUCACCAGCGAGUGGCUCAUCUCUGCUGCACAUUGCUUUAGCAAAGAGAGACUCUCAGAUCCUCGGCAGUGGAUAGCUUACCUGGGCAUGUUGACUCAGGGCAGUGCUAAGCAUGUAGCGGAGAUCCGCCGUAUCGUGGUUCAUGAGUACUACAACCCUCGUAACUUUGACUAUGACAUCGCUCUUCUGCAGCUCAGGAAGCCGUGGCCCAGCAGCCUGACCGCCUUUAUCCAGCCUGUUUGCCUCCCGGCCACAUCACAGACCCUCACCGAGAAACACCGAUGCUGGGUGACUGGCUGGGGCUACCGCUCCGAACAGGAUAAGGUCCUACCCACAGUGCUGCAGAAGGCAGAGGUACGUGUCCUGAGUCAGAGCGAGUGUAAGAGGGCAUAUGGUCCGGUCUCUCCCCGCAUGCUGUGUGCAGGACUACCCAAUGGAGAGCGAGAUGCCUGCCGGGGGGACUCGGGUGGUCCUCUGUCCUGCCAGGCCUCGGAAGGAGGACGCUGGUUUCUGACAGGGAUCGUAAGCUGGGGGUCGGGCUGUGGCAGGCCUAACUUUCCUGGCGUGUACACCAGAGUGGCCAAGUUCAUCAACUGGAUCAACAGCCACAUUUACAACUCAUGAUUAACC
Molecule: messenger RNA, 3237 nt
Organism: Tachysurus fulvidraco (yellow catfish)
Lineage: Eukaryota; Metazoa; Chordata; Actinopteri; Siluriformes; Bagridae
Gene: tmprss7
Product: transmembrane serine protease 7
Exons: 18
Coding region: 712-3231 (839 amino acids)
Biological process (GO): proteolysis
Molecular function (GO): protein binding; serine-type endopeptidase activity
Source: RefSeq, a predicted model, not a curated record